GUGCUAGCGGGAGAAUUUACUCAUGUAGGCAGGUCUAGUCUAGUCGUUUUAUAUGGGUGGUUCCCGCCGGGUUUGUUUGAUUUAGUCACCUCGAAAGGGUUGUGUGUGUGCGUGUGUCUGUUGUGGGCCGAGCGACCCGAUGCAAAGAACCAUGAUGACGAUUAUGAUGAUAUCUGAACAUGGGGCCAUAGAAAAGUAAUGCAUUAUGAAGGCCCCAUUAUCUAUAGAACAGAGCGAAUGAACCCAUCCACCAUAGUCAAAGUACACUACAUAAGGCUAUAAGUACCUUAGAGGUUCGAUGAGAACCCGGAGUUGAUCCGGAAAAUGUAUGGUAAAAUAUGGGAAAGGGAAAGAGACGGGAAAAGCCUCAGUCUAGGUUGUGGCUGGAAUGUUGUUACGUAGGGCAGCAUGCGUGUUGGCUGUUGCUUCUCUCCGUCACCACCAUCUGGUCCUGGAAGAAGCCAUGCGACCUUGUUCCGCCUUUCCUGGGAAAUCAAAAUCCCUGGACUUCCUGAGAUACAAUAUGAUGAACCUAUUGAUGGCGAUCGCCUCAUUGGGAAAAGAAUCCAGUAAUGUGCUGCGCGGUUAUUGCUCCGUCAACACGGCCGAGAGGUACUCUGGCAUCCGAGGAGUAUAGUCGCACAGGAACAUGGUAUCAUACAUACAGCUAGAAUUCCGUUCUAGUGGACAGAGGAGGGUACGUAUGAAUAACAAAUGUGACAAAAUUAAGGCAUUAUAGGACGGAUAUAUUAGAUCU
This is a messenger RNA of Aspergillus novofumigatus IBT 16806, 757 nucleotides long. RefSeq lists its product as uncharacterized. Lineage: Eukaryota; Fungi; Ascomycota; Eurotiomycetes; Eurotiales; Aspergillaceae. The record is from RefSeq and is a predicted model, not a curated record. The transcript has a single exon. The coding region runs from base 389 to 637 and encodes 82 amino acids.